GAGAGGAAAGGCACACCCAACCUGAUUCCUGUCUCCGCCCCACUUCCUGGCAUGAAGAAGGAGUGAGGGGGCGUGCGGGGCUCGCUGACGGAGAGGGGCCGGUCUUACUAGGCGGAGUUAUUGGCCCCACUAUUCAUUCCGGGUUUUCUUCCCGAGGAGAGUAGGUCCAGUCCGAGCCGCGCCCAAUUCCAGUUCCGGCUCUUGCGAACGGUCUCCUUCUCCCUCUCCAGCUGUUUUUACGCAUCUGGCCAGCCGCGCCUUCUCCUCCUCCUCGCGCAGUAUCGGCAAUAGCACCAGGACUAGCACCAGCGGCAGCACCAGCAAGCAUCUCCAUGUCCGGGGAAGAGGCGGCCGGGGGCGAUGCAGGCGCCACUCCUAGCGGCACCGCUGCUCCUCCUGCAGAGCAGCAGCAGCAAGAAGCGGCUCCGGCGGCGGGAGCAGGAGAGGAGGGCAAGGCUGCCGCGGGCACGUCGGAGGCAGCAGCAGCAGCUCCUGCAGCGGGACGCCAGUACCGCGCAUUGGUGUUGACGGGUUCCGGUGGCUACGAGAAGGUGAAACUGCAAACGAAGCAGCUGCCGGAAGCCGAGCCCAGCCCGGGCCCCGACCAAGUCAGCGUGCAAGUGCAGGCCUGCGGGCUCAACUUCGCCGACCUGCUGGCCCGCCAGGGGCUCUAUGAGAAGCAAACGACGCCCCUGGUCAGCCUCGGCAUGGAGGCAGCAGGCACUGUCCUGGCCGUGGGCGAGGGCGUCGCCUGCCCGAAGGUAGGUGAUAAGGUGAUGGUGUUGGCCAAAUCGGGGCUCUGGCAGGAAAUUGUGACGGUCCCAGCCACCCAGACGUUUCUCAUGCCGGAAGGGAUGAACUUUGAGGAAGCAGCUGCCUUUCUGAUCAACUACAUCACAGCCUACAUGGUCCUAUUUGAUUUUGGCAACCUGCGACCCAACCAGAGCGUCCUUGUCCACAUGGCAGCAGGUGGGGUGGGAACUGCAGCAGUCCAGCUCUGCAAAACUCUGGAGAACAUCACCAUUUUUGGCACAGCCUCUGCCUCCAAGCAUGAGGCCCUCAAGGAGAACGGGGUUACCCACCCCAUAGACUACCGGACAGCUGAUUAUGUGGCAGAGGUCCGGAAAAUCUCACCAAAAGGUGUAGAUGUCGUCUUGGAUCCCUUGGGGGGUUCGGAUACCGCAAAAGGUUUUAAUCUCCUGAAGCCAAUGGGCAAACUGGUUACCUAUGGGGUAGCCAAUGUGCUCACGGGGCAGAAGAAGAACCUGAUGGCCAUGGCGAAGACCUGGUGGAACCAGUUCAGCAUCAAUGCCUUGCAGCUGCUUGGUCACAACAAGGCUGUCUGUGGCUACUAUCUGGGCGGCCUAGAAGAGGAGACUGAGCUCAUCACUGGUGUGGUGACCAAGCUAAUUGCCCUCUACAACCAGGGCAAGAUCAAACCAAAGGUGGACUCUGUUUGGUCCUUUGAUCAGGUGGUGGAUGCCAUGAAGAGGAUGCAAGAGAAGAAGAACAUUGGGAAAGUUGUGCUGGUCCCCAAAGCACCACCGAAGGACGAAAGCAAGAAUGCGGAGAACUAAAGCAAAGGGCAUGGAUGGGGUGUCUGUCCUCGUAUUGGUUCUGUUUGUUUGUUUUGUUUUGUUUGUUUUUUAAGCUCCUCAUCUGUCCCUCUGAGGGAAGUGGGAAAGGACAGAUCUUUCAUGGCAGUUAACAGAGUAAGUGACACAGGAUUGACAAAACUAUGGCUUGUGGUCAGUUGGUAGUUUUAAAGGUAGUGCAAACUUCAGAGUUUUACAGAAUGCUUUAUUGGGUCAAACUCCCAAGACUGCACUAUCUCAAACCCUUGUCUGGCCUAGUAAAAGAUAUCAUGUCAAUCCUGCAUUUCUACUUCUGUAGUACCAACACUUUGCCCUGUGAAAGGGAAAAGGCAGUAUUUUAAGGGCGGAGAUGCAAGUCGGGUGCAUCCACUUAAAUUUCCCUCAAUUCCUUCUCUGCUUUUCCCGUUUCUAACCUACUCGCAUCUCCACAAAACUCCCACCCAAGUAAGUUGCUUCUAAGCUUCCCUUUUCCCGCCGCCCCUGCACGCUCAAUGAGUGACUAAUGACUUCAGAGUCUGUAAAACUCCCAUUGUUACAGCAACCAGUGACGGUUUCCACAGAAACGAAGCCUCAUACCUGCUGCUUCUGACAGGCAAAUUUUAGCGUGGAAUGUUCCUGACAGUUGCAGCUCAGCUGUUACAGGAAAAACCUGGCGUGGGGGGAGACUUGUGUGUCUGCCAGCUAUGUAAACUGACACAGCAAGGCCUUUGACUCUGCCCUCACCAACACACAAGGGCCCACAUGCUACACCACUUCAAGGGGAAGUCUGGCCUACACACGUAUGCCUUGUCAUGGCUCUCCCCAAGGACUCGUGGGAGCUGCAGUUGUGUGAAAGAAUGAGUCAGCAAAUGGCAGCAAAGGAAUUCCCUUCAUACACAGCUGUAACUCCCUGGGGCUGCGAUCCCAUGCUCACUAACCUGGGAAUAUAUGCCUUUGAACUUAGUGGGACUUACUUAUGAGCAAAGAUGCAUAGGAUUGCUCCUUGAGUGUCGACUACUUCAGAUUUAGAAGGGUAGUGUAGCCAAAUAACACUAGCCAUCUAACAAUGCUAUACAGCUAGCUGGUUGAUUUAACCGAGUCUGUAAUCUCAAAACCACGCUGUUGUUCUGCAGAAUUGACACUCUUGUCAUGUGGCUUGGUGAGAGGCUGUCUGGUGUUUCAAUGUGGAAAACCCCCCCAAUGCAUUCUCAAUCCUAAAGCACAGGAAAACUCUUGAUCUUGUCCUUCUCUGAUCCCCGCUAGUUGGAAGCAUGGGACACGAAACCAUUCCUUCCUAAAACGCCAAUCAUAGGUUUUCCUUGAGACCAAAUGUGGGUGCAUCUUGGAAAUGCAUGGAGUGUGUUCAUGUUGGAUGUGUGCACGCAGUUUACAUGUUUUGGGCUACAUCCUGGCAAAAUAUUGCCAUUUGUAUUUGCAUUGUUUGCGAGGGGGUGGGCGGGCAUUAGCAAUUCUCUGCAGGGUGUGAACAGGAGGCAGAAACCAUCCCCAAUUUAAGGCAUCGUGUCCUAGUUCAGGCAAAAGCUGGCCACUUUGUGAAUGUAUGCCAACUGGCUCUGUGUGUAGACAUCCCUUGCUGCACAGGCAGCUCUGCUUCUUGUACAAUUCAUUCACCAUUUCUUAUGGCUCUGAUCUCUUCCUUGAGAACUCUGGGCCACCUUUAUCUCCCUUCUUUCAUUUCAGAAAAUUGCUUAAGCCUUCUUGGAUCCUCUGAGCUGUACAAAGCCUGUGCAUCUCUCUGUACCUGAAUGCCUGGUACAUAUGGCCCUGACAUUGUGCCGCCUCCUUGAAGAUGCAUUUCUGCUUUUUCUCCAGUGUGCUGCUGUUGCCAGGUCUACCUUGGGGUGGGGCUUUGGCCCUUCUCCACAGUGCAGGGAGCAACCAAAUUGAUCACCCUAGAACAGAUCAGAAUGGCAGGGAGACCCAAAUCACUUCCUUAAUCCCUUUCCCUCACUCUCAUAGCUGGUAGGGAGAGAAAGAGCCUUAAGGCUAGUGUGUGACCAUUCCUUGGGAGGGAAAACAAAGGCUACAGGAAAUGUUGGUGAACCCGGUGUAUCUCUGGUUCUUCCCACUCGCAUCAGAAAGUAAUCUAUGAAGAAUUUGAGGCCAAAAAGAUCUCUUUAGAUGCUAGAAGAACAUCCAUGGAAGUGGAGGCCAGCCUUAGGCUCUCUGCCCUAUGGCCCCUCGGUUGCUGAACAUUAUCUUAAGGCACCCUAUGCCUGUGAACUCUUGCUGUAGUGUGCCCAUGCUUGCUUCUCUUCCCGUUUGGCUACAGCUUCUCAGUACUGUGUGCAAUUCUGGGCAUUCAUCUCUUGCCGUGUGUGUGUGUGUGUGUGUGUGGCCAACUUGUCUUACAAGUGCUGUGAGUGAACGUUUCACACCCUCCAAGUGAGUGCUAGGUCUGUAAAGAGAUUUUCUCCUCCUUCCUUCAGCAUCCAGCUGCUGUUGUUCCUAGCUGCUGAAAAUAGUUGCAGUGUGAAUGCCUCUCUUGGGCUUCCCACACAUUCAACAAGUAAGUCUAGGAGCAACUUCUGUGAGGCAAGCAGGAGUCUUUGGUCCGUGUGGAAGGUAACUGUCUUGAAUGCCAAAAAAUGUGGAUGAUUUCUCGGGCAGACUUGGUCUAGGCAACUGAUAGUGGGGCCUUUGUAGAAAGAGCCAGUUCUGGCAACAAUUUGUCUUGCUGAAUGAAUUUUCAUAUAUCAGAUGUAGUAAAAUUUGGGAGCCCAUGUUUUCAAGGGGCUUAAACUCAAGGUUUCUUAGGACUGAUUAGUUACCCUUUGGCAUCCUUUAACCUACUCUGUUACUCUUAGUGAAGAAUGUCGUUGGUUCCAGAUCGAUUAAUAGAAUCCUAAAGCUGGGAGGGACCAAAGGCCUACCUGCUCCAAGCAUCUGUAGGUCAGUGGUAAAGCACAAGGUUUGUAUGCAGAAGACCCCAGGUUCGGUACCCACCAACUGAAAGAUCUCUACCUGGGACUGUGGAAAAUUACUAUUCGUUGGUGUGGAUUUUAAUAAUGGACCAAUAGUUUGAUGUUAGGCAGCUUGAUAUAUAUUCAUAAGGCCACUCUCAGAUCAGUCUAAUGCAAUCCAGCCUCCUAUAGGCUGCAAGUAGAGAGCCAGUGCAGUGCAGAACAAAUAGCUCCAGCUAAUUAACCCAAACUACAAGGCUGUGUUCUUGUGUACUUAAUGGAGCACUGAUGCUCCAGUUCCAGCUCUUCUGUUGGGCUCUGGAGCAUUAUCUUCAGAGGCUAUCUGUUUCAGACUUCCAAGGCCCAGAAUUCUAGCAUCCUCUCUUCAAGGCUCUUAGUCUCAUCAAAGUUUGCAGACCCAGUCUGCUUGAACCAGAAAGCUGGAGUUUAGUUCCCCAACUCUGCCUCGUGUGAAGCAACAGCAUUCAGACAUGCAUGCCCUCCUGCAGAACUCCCAGAUCCUACAAGAGAGGGGAAAUGAUGCAAAACUUUUAAACAGUUUUUUUUUAAAAAGCAACCUCCGUUUUCUUGCCUUGCUUCUUGCUACUGCCAGGUGCCUUAUUCUGGAUGGCAUUCCAAAACUUUUGUAACCUUGUUGUCUUUUGAUACUGCAAGGAACAGCCUUGCCUCUAGGAGAACUCUGACAUAUGCUGCAUUGUAACAUAAGCGUCCACGCCCCAUUUUACCAGUGCCUUGUUCCAGACAACCAUUUAAGGUCUAUCCAAUCCCAGAAGCCUUUGCCAAACUUGGCUUGUUUAAAAGAUUGCCAAAAACAGAACAAAAAACCCCCACCACUUCUUGUGUCACCUAAAAAGCAAAAAGUGUUAUACAACCAAUGGGAAGGCCUGCAUAAUGUGGUGCGUCUCUGUUCAAGUGCAUGUGUCUGGGAACUUGAGCUCAGCUCUCCCAGAAUCCCACAGUUUAGCACAUAGAAACCCAUUGGGCAUUUUUACAAUGGUGCUAAGGAAGCCCCUUUAAUUUCCCAAACACUACAUUUGAAUGUUGUUAAUCCACUACAGAAAGCAUUUAAAACUUUAAUGUACUGUAGAAAGUUACUUUUUAAAAUUCACUGUACAUUUGGCCAUGGUGUAAAUCUUUCAAAUGCUGAAUGUGGAAAAUUUGAAUUUCAUUCUUAGUUUCAUUUGUGAAAGUGCCCAUGUGGGGAGAUGGCCCUCUCCCUGGAGUGCACCACUACCAUUAGUGAGUGCACCCACUACCAUUGGGAAAAGGUAGAGAAAAGGCUUUGUCACCGACGUGCAACAGACUUGAAAAACUGACUCUCAACAGUUAGCAGCAAGAAGUGAUGCCCCAUUCUCUUUUUUGCAACGUGUCUUUCUCGUGCUGGAGUCUGAUUGGCUUGAGUUGCUUCUCCCACACUUACAAUGUUUUCCUUUGACUUGUCUUAGUACUACUCAGUAGUAGUUCAAGUCUUUUUAUACAGAUAUCAAAUUUUAAAGCACUAUACCUUUGCUUUUUGUUACCUUGCUAAUACUUGUCCCAAAUUUUAUAGUAGCCCCUUUUAGUGGUUGUGUGUGUGUGUGCGUGUGUGCGUAUGCUCAGACAACUGUUUUAUGGGCCAUAAGUACUAACUAAAACCUCUUGACGCCCAUUUAAAAAAAAAUGAUGAUCUAAAACU
This is a messenger RNA of Hemicordylus capensis (graceful crag lizard), 6194 nucleotides long. RefSeq names its product vesicle amine transport 1 (gene VAT1). NCBI's taxonomy places the organism in Eukaryota, Metazoa, Chordata, Lepidosauria, Squamata, Cordylidae. Bases 333 to 1577 code for a protein of 414 amino acids. The transcript has 6 exons. The record is from RefSeq and is a predicted model, not a curated record. Gene Ontology annotation, molecular function: zinc ion binding; oxidoreductase activity.